GGUAAAUCCUAGAGGGGCAGGUGAGUGGUUAUAAAAGCGGCACGCUCGGGGUGAGUCGCACGUGAACUCAGAGCAGUUUCUACUUUGCUUUGGCUGCCAAGGAGCCCGCGAAAUUCUUCUCCAAAUUUCAAGGCCGGAAUUUCUUCCAGCAUGAGAAUUUCUGCGGCAGCGUUAAUGUAGCUUGCGUCCACCAAAGCACACCACAGUAUUCUUUUAGGACACAUCUUAGCGAUCAAUAUUCGAAGGACUGUAUUCUUAGUCGAGUCAGCGGUCUACAUACCGACGCCUGGCCGUUUGAGCGUCAAUUAAAAAUGGCCGACUAUCUCCUCCACGAAGGCCCGAUGGGCUACUCCAUCUUCAAGGUCGCACACCAGCAAGAUACCGUGGGCAAUAGGUUGAAGGAAGUGCAAGACAGUGUGCAAGAUCUCGCGCGAUUCGGAAAAAUGGUCGAUCUGGUCAGCUUUCUACCGUUUGAGAAUGGAAAACAAGCGCUUGAAGAGCUCCAUGACAUCUCCGAGGGCAUUGCGUCCGACUACCUGAAAUCCUUCCUCGAGCUCAAUCUCCCAAAAGCCGGAAAGAAGAACAAAGUCACCCUGGGUGUUUCGGACAAGAUCCUGGCCAGCAGUAUCAAGACCGCGUUUCCCAGCCUUGAAUGUGAAACUGGCGAUACAAGCGAGGUAGUUCAAGACAUGCUGAGAGGGCUUAGACUGCACUCUGAGAAACUUCUCAAGCAACUUCGGGAAGGUGACACUGCAACGGCACAGCUUGGUCUGGGUCAUGCGUACUCAAGAGCCAAGGUCAAGUUCUCCGUUCAGAAGAACGACAACCACAUCAUUCAAGCCAUCGCCAUUCUAGACCAGCUUGACAAGGCGAUCAACACAUUUUCCAUGCGUGUGCGAGAAUGGUACUCGUGGCAUUUCCCCGAGUUAGUCAAGAUCGUUUCGGAAAACAACAAAUACGCACAGGUCGCUUUGUUCGUCAAGGACAAGAGGACCCUGUCUGAUGAAAGCUUGCACGAUCUCGCUGCAGUGGUUGACGACGACGAGGACGUCGCAAAGAGUAUCAUUGACGCCGCAAAGACAAGUAUGGGUCAAGAAAUCUCGGUGUCCGACAUGGAAAAUGUUACACUUUUUGCUGAGCGUGUUGUCAGCCUUGCAAAGUACAGAAAGACACUCUACAGCUACUUGGUUUCCAAGAUGAGCGUGGUAGCGCCAAACCUAGCAGCCCUGAUUGGAGAGGUUGUCGGUGCGCGGCUGAUCUCACAUGCUGGUAGUUUGACGAAUCUCUCCAAGUACCCAGCCUCGACCGUGCAGAUCUUGGGUGCCGAGAAGGCUCUUUUCAGAGCCCUGAAGACAAAAGGCAACACGCCGAAAUAUGGUCUUCUCUACCAUUCCUCAUACAUUGGCCGCGCCGGACAGAAGAACAAGGGCAGGAUAUCUCGCUUCUUGGCCAACAAAUGCUCCAUUGCUUCUAGAAUCGACAACUUCUCCGAGACACCGUCAACAGUAUAUGGGCAGGCACUCAAGAAGCAAGUCGAAGAGCGACUUGACUUCUAUGCUUCAGGAGCUCAGCCCACGAAAAAUGAAGUUGCAAUGAAAUCCGCAAUGGACAAAAUCCUUGCAGACAUGGACAUAGAUGAGCCAUCCAAAGCUGAUGUCGAGAUGUUUGACGCAGAGCCUACUGCUGUACAAAAGCAGGAAAAGAAGAAGAAGGAUAAGGACAGCAAGGAGAAGAAGAAAGACAAGAAGCGAAAGUCUGAAGGCGGCGAGGUUGACGGCGAGGAGAAGAAAAAGAAGCGCAAGUCUAUGGACACGGAUGGUGAAGUGGGAGAGAAGAAAAAGAAGAAGAAGUCCAAGUCAGAAUAACGGACGAAAUGAGAUUAUGCGCAUGGCGUUGGUAGGAAAUGGUUGCUAUGUUGGUUUCGCUGGAUGGUGUUUUGUACAUGGGCAAGAAUCCAGACAUGAAUCAAAGGUGUACAAGUAGAAGUCCAUAAACAAUACCUAAGGGCAUCGCUACUUGCUCACGACGUGCACA
This is a messenger RNA of Exophiala oligosperma, 2034 nucleotides long. RefSeq lists its product as uncharacterized. The record is from RefSeq and is a predicted model, not a curated record. The transcript is spliced from 3 exons. Gene Ontology annotation, cellular component: box C/D methylation guide snoRNP complex; small-subunit processome. Lineage: Eukaryota; Fungi; Ascomycota; Eurotiomycetes; Chaetothyriales; Herpotrichiellaceae. Bases 312 to 1865 code for a protein of 517 amino acids. Gene Ontology annotation, molecular function: snoRNA binding.